Loxodonta africana (African savanna elephant) is the source of this 2211-nucleotide messenger RNA. It is a transcript of the gene TGIF2, whose product is annotated as TGFB induced factor homeobox 2. Gene Ontology annotation, molecular function: DNA-binding transcription repressor activity, RNA polymerase II-specific; RNA polymerase II cis-regulatory region sequence-specific DNA binding. Gene Ontology annotation, biological process: negative regulation of transcription by RNA polymerase II. Lineage: Eukaryota; Metazoa; Chordata; Mammalia; Proboscidea; Elephantidae. The record is from RefSeq and is a predicted model, not a curated record. The coding region runs from base 155 to 868 and encodes 237 amino acids. The transcript has 3 exons.
AGGCCGAGUGUCAGGCCGGGCAGGUACGCGGCGCGCUCUCCCGGGCCCCCAGCCCCCUGCCAGGCCGCCCGGACCGAGCCCGAGGCCUCGUGGAUCGGAAAGCCGCUCGGAAAAGCUUGCUCGAGGCCCAGCCUAGCCACUUGACACCUCUACCAUGUCGGACAGUGACCUGGGUGAGGACGAAGGCCUCCUCUCGCUGUCCGGCAAGAGGAAGCGGAGAGGGAACCUGCCCAAGGAGUCCGUGAAGAUCCUCCGCGACUGGCUGUACUUGCAUCGCUACAAUGCCUACCCCUCAGAGCAGGAGAAGCUGAGCCUUUCUGGACAGACCAACCUGUCAGUGCUGCAGAUAUGUAACUGGUUCAUCAAUGCCCGGCGACGGCUUCUCCCAGACAUGCUUCGCAAGGAUGGCAAAGACCCUAACCAGUUCACCAUCUCCCGCCGCGGGGGUAAGGCCUCAGAUAUGGCCCUCCCCCGGGGCAGCAGCCCCUCGGUGCUGGCUGUGUCUGUACCAGCCCCCACCAGUGUGCUCUCCUUGUCCAUGUGCUCCCUGCCGCACCACCCAGGCCAGGGGGAGAAGUCAGCAGCCUCCCUCCCACAGGGGGAGCUGGAGCCCCCCAAGUCCUUGGUGACCCCUGGUAGCACACUUACCCUGCUUACCAGGGCUGAGGCCGGAAGCCCUACAGGUGGACUCUUCAACACGCCGCCACCCACACCCCCAGAGCAGGACAAGGAGGACUUCAGCAGCUUUCAGCUGUUGGUGGAGGUGGCACUACAGAGGGCUGCUGAGAUGGAGCUGCAGAAGCAGCAGGACCCGUCACCCCCCUUGCUGCAUACUCCCAUCCCCCUAGUCUCUGAAAACCCCAAGUAGGCAUCCACCAACAGCGUGCUAGAGGUUUGAGCUAGUCGUCCUGGGUUUCCGUUUUGGUUCCCUUUUCAUACAGAGGGUUUUCAAUGGAUCACUGCCAAACAUCGGGAUCGUCUCCUCUGUCCAGAGGUCUUCAGCAGGAAGAUGCCAACUGGCAUCACUGCACUGUGAUGGGGACCUCUCCUCCACUGACUCUGCCACUUCUCCAGGCCUCCUCACAGUGAUGGGACCAAGAGAUCGGAGACAGGCAUGGUGCUGCUGCCGCCGCUGCCGCCGCUGCUGCCGCCGCUGCUGCUGCUUCUCCAGAGAAUCCCUGGGUGACCUUUGUUCCAGCCUGGUUUCCUGGGCCGGGCUUAGGAAACCUGCUGAGUUCACACCUAUGCUGGUUACAAGUUGUCUCUGAGCGGAACCUCUUUGUUAAGCCAGUGCAGACAUUCCAAGUUCAUAAGUGUGAACAAAAGAAAAGAGGAACUCAGCAGAUGUAACAGAACUGACUCCAGUUGAAUGUUUAGAUUUUCUUCGCUAACCUCUGUUUCUUUUCCCCUUUUUGCUGUGGUUUGCAUUAAUGGGAGUAGUUAGCUCAGGUGUGGGGAAUGAGAGUGCGUUGCAGGAGGGAGUCUGAGGAACUGGGAAUGAGCCACCACUGCAACUGGUGAUCGUCUUUCAAGGAAGGGCAGGCUUUUAUUUUGGGGACCAGCAAAAUCUCUGCGGUAGUGCGAAAAUUCCAAGUGGUUGUCUCACUGUUGGUUGUUUGGCUUACCAAAAAAGAAAAACGUUGAUUGGCCUUGGCUUUUCUGCAUUAGGCACAGAAGGGGACACAGCCACAGCCAAGGUAGAGGGUCCACCAGAGAAUCUGACCAAACCUUCUAGGCACAGAGCAGAGAAGGAUGAUAAAAUCAGAGAGCUGUUUGGGUUUUUUUUUUAUUUUUGUUUUUAUUGUAUUUUGGGGGGGGGGUUGGGGGGGAGUAAGCUAGAUUGAGGCAGUGGGGGUUUUUUGUUAGUUUUUUCUUUUUAACAUUUUCCUCCAUUUCUUUAUUCCUGAUUGCUUUGCCCUACAGCCUGAGUUGUUAAUUCUUUUAGGAACUUGAUUAGUGGGGCCCAGAAUGUCAAAGUUCCCGCAGCUCCUACUUGGAGAGAAGUGAGCCAUCUAGUGGUCAGGCAGCUUUUCUGACUCAAACAGGCAGCUUUUCCCACAAAUGGUGACAGGAAGCUAUUCCCGGAGGAAGCAAGUAAUAGCCCCCCAGUUGUCUGAGCAACUGCCUUCAGAGAAGGCUGGGGCUGGAAGUGGGUUAUGAAGUCUGUUUGCUGUCUCCUUGUGUUGCACCUUUCUUUAAGCUGGAGUUGCA